AUGUUCCACUGGGAACGUGAAGGGAAAAAUACUUAUCUGUGCAGUUAUAUUAGUUCUAAUCGAUUGGUCACUGACAAAAUCUCUGGAUACACAAAAAACAGUUUGUGCAGCACAUUUUCCAGCUUGCCUCUCCUUUGGAGUAAAUAUGUUAAGAAGAUAUUGACCAGUCAACGCGUGUACUGUGCAGCAUUUCACUCUGUCCUUCUUAACGGCUGUGAGACAAGGACAGCGAAAAUGGAAGACUCUAAGAGGCUAGCUGCCUUCUUUCAUCGGUGUUCACGUUCUAUCGCCUGUGCCAAGUGGUAUAAUAUGGAGAGUAAUAUUGAAAUUAGGUGUAGCAUUAGACAACGAAAGCAAGUCAAUAUAUAAGAUUGCGAAGCAGCAUCGAUUGACAUGAUUAGGACACACACGUGUUACACAAGGCAAGCUAGCACCACAUCCUCGACGAACAAUGUUAGCUGACAUUCGAUUAAUUCAUGGAUAAUCCCCAUCCAGGCAUUGGUGAAAAACACGUAGAUCAGCGAAGAGUCUCUCUUCGGCAGCGAAUUCAUUUUCUUAGCUGUGCAAUCGCAAAUAUAUAUCUGUUAUUUUGUAUGUAUGUGUAGAUUAAGUUUGUCAAACAAAAUUACAAGUGGUUAUGGUUAUUUUACCUAAACAGAUGAAGAUUAGUAAUACAAGUCAAGAAAAUUGAGUUUUAAUGAAAUUAGGAUAGUAACAAAGGUGAUAAGUUGUCACAAACAGUUGUUAAAAGAAGUUAUGUAUUAAUAUGAAUAGUUCGAUGAGUGAGUUUUACUCAGGAUGCACAUAGAAACAAAAUAGAUAAUAUGAAAUUACGUAAGAGUUCUAAAUGAAUACAAGAAUUAUAAGAAAUUAAAGGACAGGCAAAGAAACAAAAUUAA
This is a messenger RNA of Trichobilharzia regenti, 899 nucleotides long. Lineage: Eukaryota; Metazoa; Platyhelminthes; Trematoda; Strigeidida; Schistosomatidae. The record is from the annotation of a GenBank genome assembly.